CUAGCGUCAAGAUACCCUGCAGCAAAGUUAGUCAUACCAGCCUUGACAGAAAUUUACGAAACAUACGGCAACCCAGAUGUCCAGAUCUCAGACAAUGGUCCACCAUUCAACAGCAUUCAGAUGCAAAACUUCGCCAAGACCAAAGACAUCAAGUAACAGAAAUCACUACCACUACACCCCUCCUCGAACCCAGUCGAAUCCUUUAUGCGGCCCUUGGGCAAAUCUAUGAAAACUGGGCGUCACAGCGGUAUUCCCGAAAAAGAAAGUCUAAAAAAUGUCUUGAAAAACUACAGAAAGACACCUCACCCGGCAACCAAUCUUCCACCGGCAGCUAUGAGUUUCCACCAUGGACAACGCCUGGACUUUCCUAGAAGACACGCAACAGACGAAGAGAUGAGCAGGGCACGAGAAGCAGACCAGAAGAAGAAAAUGGAAAACGAAAGUAAAGUAAAUGGCUCCAAGUACCGGAAGAAAUCUCAUUUCAUAAUCGGCGACAAUGUCCUGAUCAGAAACUACAAUAAAUCAAGAAAGUUUGACACUCUCUUCCUCCCGGAAGCGUUCAAGAUCAUUGAUAUGAACAGGGGGGAAACAUAGUCCCUGUGUCGACACCCGGAUGAUCUCAAACCUUCGAAAAGUCGACCGGACAACCGCGAAGAAAAACAGGAGUGCAUGCAGUACGCCGACAUCCAAUGGCCAGAAGUAAUUGAGCAUAUGACGACGACGAGAGAUACUGUCUGGAAAAGAGAGAUACAGCACCACCGCCUAGACGAAGUCAACGGAAACUGACGACCAUUCCAGUUUACAAGUAAACACGAAUGUUUACGAACAGUAUUCAUUUUAUCUAUUUGUGAUAGGGGAUGAUGUAUAUGUAUAUAUUGUGUUAAUGUUGGACAAUGAUCAGGAGCGAUGGGGGAUAAUUAAAAAGCGCGGGAAAGGACGGAGAAAGAAGAAAACAUUACAUUGUAUACUAUGGGUUGAUAUUAGGGACCGGUCAUUAUUUAUGGUGGGGGUGGCACCGAAGAGAAAUGUUUUUCGUGGCAAAAUUUUUGCUUACCCAACCAUUAAAAAAUCAAAAAUUUGAUUACCCAACCUCAAGUAUCAUUUAAAAAAUAAAUACCCACCCCUGGCCAAAAACGUUACAAAAGGAUGUCAUUCAGUUGUCACACAUGACACAAGUCCUUUACCACUUCUGUGAUGCGUUUGAUAACGUUCGGCUUGUGAAUGUUUGAUAGUUUGAUAACGUUCGGCUUGUGAAAUUUACUGACUUUUCUGCAGUCUAAAGUUUCAUGUUGUCUGCACUUUUACUUUCUUUGGAGACAUAAUUUGUCUCCCAACAAAUCGGAAAAUGAUGAAGAUAUAGAUUGAUUCACAUAUUGUAUUGACAUAUGACUGUUGACUUUGAAGUUUUCAGUCUUCAAUAUUUAAGUGAGUCAUGCUUUGGAAAUGACAAUAAAUUUUUAUUACCCAACCUUUGAGUUGUUUCGUUUUUCAUUUACCCAACCUUUUACUCUCUCAAAAUUUUGUUUACCCAACCCUUUUCUCUUCGGUGCCACCCCCCGCCAUAAAUAAUGACCGGUCCCUUAUUAAAGAAACGAACAAACUAGUUUAUAUUUACUAUUAAUAUGCAUGAAUAUGCGCAUAUACAGUGAAAACUCUAAACAAUGGAUUCACUGGGAAACCUCCUAUAUAUUGUCCUUUAAACAGAGGUUUUCUGUACAUGUAUGCAUAAGGUAUUUGCUCUGUGGAACUGUAAUUCUGUAAAAUAGACGUGCAAGUGACUGUUGGCAAUAGUGUUGAAGGUGAUCAAGUCACACCAUAUUAUCAUAAAUCUACAUGUAAUAUUUCGCAUUGUAUUUUUUCAUCAGUCAGUGAAAAUUGAAAUUGGAGGCGGAUAGACACAGAAAACAGUAAUUGUUGAGUUAGCGAAACAUAAUCCACUCAGUAGUAUCAACAAAGAGAAAUCUUCCACUGUUUAUCACUUUAUAUGGUUGAAUGGUCCCUCCACGACGGGCCAUGAUCUGCUGGAACUGAUCUGGCACAUAUAUUUGUGGGUACAAUUGACCUCUCCUAGGCAAAACUAAGCCAACAGCUUCUUUGCACACCAUGCACACCAUGCACACACCAUGAUAAACAGCAGUUAAAAAGCCAGUUACACUAAAUAUAGAUUGAAAGACGCUCCUACCACGUCUGUAAACAUUGUACGUGAACACACC
Molecule: messenger RNA, 2213 nt
Organism: Paramuricea clavata
Lineage: Eukaryota; Metazoa; Cnidaria; Anthozoa; Malacalcyonacea; Plexauridae
Source: the annotation of a GenBank genome assembly